UAUAUCGAUCACCAAAAAAGCAUUUGCAGAACAAACACAGAGAUAAGAAAGAUAUACAGAGAGAGAGGAAAAGAAAGAGAUGGCAGCCAUCGCUGCCGCCGGAGCCGGAGACACCUUAAGCAGGGAGCAGCGGUGGAGCCUGGCCGGCGCCACGGCGCUCGUCACCGGCGGCAGCAAAGGGAUCGGGCACGCGAUCGUGGAGGAGCUGGCAGGGUUUGGGGCGCGUGUGCACACGUGCUCCCGGAACGAGGCGGAGCUGGAAGAGUGUCGCCUCCGGUGGGAGGAAAAGGGGUUCCAAGUCACCGUCUCCGUCUGCGACAUCUCUUCCGGCGCCGACAGGGAGAAGCUCAUAGAGACGGUGAAUCAGACCUUCGAGGGCAAGCUCGACAUACUGGUAAACAACGCAGCGCAGCUUCUUGGUAAGGCAGGCGUGGAGUGGACAUCUGAGGAGUACUCGCAUAUCAUGACCACCAAUUUAGAGUCGGUCUUCCACCUCAGCCAGCUAGCGCACCCGCUACUCUGCCACGCCUCCAUUGCUGGAGGAGGUAGCAUCAUCAACAUAUCUUCCAUUACUGGCUCGCUUGGUUUCCCCGGACUCGCACUUUAUAGCAUGUCAAAAGGAGGAAUGAACCAACUUACAAGGAGCUUUGCUGCGGAGUGGGCCCAAGACAAGAUUCGUGUGAACUGCGUUGCCCCAGGAGUGACCAGGACUGACAUGGCAAGCAGUCUGGAGCCGGAGCUCGUAGAGAACGAACUGUCAAGGACUCCGUUGGGGCGGAUGGGCCAGUCGGUGGAGGUGGCGUCGGUGGUGGCGUUCCUCUGCAUGCCGGCGGCUUCUUUCGUCACCGGCCAGGUCAUCACCGUCGAUGGCGGUCGAACCAUUGCUGCUUAGUUAGCCAAGAUUUAUGUUAGCAAUAAAGUACAUUGUGCCCGGUGCAGAUGAAGUAACAAGUGAUUAGGAGGGGCCUGAAUGUGUUCUGCGCUCAUAAUUUUUUUUGGUUCUUUUUGUUUCUUUAGCGAAGCUUUGCUUAAUUUGCUUAUCUCUGAUUAAUUACUUGAUUACUAACAAAUCCUGAUUGGAAUCACCCUUUUUUUUCUU
This is a messenger RNA of Brachypodium distachyon (stiff brome), 1099 nucleotides long. RefSeq names its product tropinone reductase homolog At5g06060. Gene Ontology annotation, molecular function: oxidoreductase activity. Lineage: Eukaryota; Viridiplantae; Streptophyta; Magnoliopsida; Poales; Poaceae. The transcript is spliced from 4 exons. The record is from RefSeq and is a predicted model, not a curated record. Bases 80 to 892 code for a protein of 270 amino acids.